Brenthis ino (lesser marbled fritillary) is the source of this 846-nucleotide messenger RNA. The record is from the annotation of a GenBank genome assembly. NCBI's taxonomy places the organism in Eukaryota, Metazoa, Arthropoda, Insecta, Lepidoptera, Nymphalidae.
AUGGCGUCCUUUUCUAGAUUUCAUAAAAUUGCUUUAUUAAGUUUAGGUGCGGUUAGUGGAGGCCUGGCAUACUAUCAUAUCGGUAAAUCUGAGAAAAACUUUGAUGUUAAAAACUCUUGGACUACAAAUUAUACACCAACAGUAAAGUGGGAAAAAAAUUGGGACCACCGUGAACCAGAGUCAAUAGUGAAACCUACAAAAGCAGGUAAACCUGAAGAUGAAAAUAGGUAUAAUGAACAAAUUGAAAAAGCCAAAGGUAAAGCAGUACGACAUUUGUUUCUUAUAAGACAUGGACAGUAUAACUUGGAUGGUGCUACUGAUAAGGAGAGAGUUUUGACAGAAUUGGGUAGACAGCAAGCAGACUUAACGGGCAAAAGACUUGCUAGCUUAGAUAUAAAAUGGGAUCUUCUUGUCAGAUCAACUAUGACAAGAGCUCAAGAAACUGCAUCAAUAAUAGCAAAACAUUUGCCUAAAGAUAUAGAAGUUAAAGAUUGUCAGUUAAUAGAGGAAGGAGCACCAAUACCACCAGAGCCACCUGUUGGCCAUUGGAGACCAGAACCUAAACAGUUCUUCCAGGACAGCGCGCGGAUUGAGGCUGCCUUCAGACGCUAUUUCUAUAGAGCACCUCCGGAACAGACUAAGGACACAUACACACUGUUGGUGUGUCACGCCAAUGUCAUAAGGUUCUUUGUGUGCAAAGCACUCCAAUUCCCACCCGAGGGCUGGCUCCGAAUAGCACUAAGUCACGGCUCGAUUACAUGGAUUUCGAUUUUACCAAGCGGGAACGUGGUCCUCCGGUCCCUAAGCGACACGGGACACAUGGAGCCCAAGUAUAUUACCAGCCGG